Corylus avellana is the source of this 3341-nucleotide messenger RNA. RefSeq lists its product as uncharacterized. The record is from RefSeq and is a predicted model, not a curated record. Gene Ontology annotation, molecular function: nuclease activity. NCBI's taxonomy places the organism in Eukaryota, Viridiplantae, Streptophyta, Magnoliopsida, Fagales, Betulaceae.
UUGAGCCUCAAUGACACUGCUAGCCUUUUCUAUGUGCCACUUAGGGCCACAUCUUAUCUUAUAAGUUUGUAGACUUAUAUUCGUUAGGAUAUACCCUUCAAAUAUAAUAGUUCAUCUAUUUAAUUUCCAUAACCUGAACAUGCUUUAAACCUGCUAGCAUUUAUAAUUGCUCAUAAAUAAAAAAAAAAAAAAAAAAAAAAAUCCAAAGAUGAAGACUCUGAUCCUUAUGGGCUGCAAACUGAAUUUGGGUAAAUUUUACGCCGUGGCAGUUUGGAAACGUAAGCUGAUUCCCACUGCAGCUUCUUCUCACCGGCGCGUCAGAAAUUACUCUCCCUCCAAUUUUGGAACCCCCAGACCCAAUUUAGACAUCGGAGUUGUUCGUCAUACAACGCCAGCCCCAGAGCGUAAUUGGGUUUCUAAAAUCUGUGCCAGGGGCUUAUGGGAUUUCAGGUGGUUUAGCUUUGAUAACCCAUGGAGAUGGGCUUCUCAGAUUAUCUCCUUUUACUUGCUCUUCCUCAAUCUUGUAGCAGACGCUCGUCCAUCCCCUUCUUUCACAUACGCUUGUGAGGAUGUUAACAAUUAUUAUGCCAGUGUGGAAAAUUUGAGAGGUGAAGCACUCAAGAAAAAAUUGAAUCACAUCGUUGCCCCGCAUCAUUCCUUAUCCUACAAACAGGUGUGGGAUGCCCUCAAGAUUCUUGAUGCUGCUGAUAUUUAUAAACCAGAAGCGUCAUCAGGGAUAAUUGAAAUUUACUCCUUGAGAGUUGUCCCAAAGCGUUUGGCAGGAAAGCCAGAGGGAUGGAAUAGGGAACACUUGUGGCCUCGUUCUUAUGGGCUAACUGAUGGUCCAUCAAUGACUGAUAUACACAAUAUUCGCCCAGCAGAUGUGAAUGUGAAUUCAUCUAGGGGAAACAAAUACUAUGGGCUAUGCAAUGUUAGCUCAAAUAAAUGUUUGAGGCCAGCAAACAAAGAAGCCGCUUCAGACACGGAAACUGACAACGAAAGAUGGGCACCACCUGUAAAGGUUCGAGGGGAUAUUGCAAGGGCAUUAAUGUACAUGGCGGUCUGCUAUGGGUUUAAUCAGCCAGGUGGAGGCCUAGAUCUUCACCUUUCAGAUUCUCCAAGCAUUGGAAAGAGGGAGAUGGGACUGCUUUCUACAUUGUUAAAAUGGAAUGAAGUUGAUCCACCUUCAAGAGAAGAGAAGUUCAGAAAUAAGAGAAUAUGCAAGUUUUAUCAGCAUAACAGAAAUCCUUUUGUUGAUCAUCCAGAAUUUGCCAAUCACAUAUGGAACCCCCUUCUUCAAAAUUCAAAACCCUCCCCCCCCCUCUCCCAAGCAUAAAACGAGAGGCUCACCACCACUGGAAAGAUGAUGCAACUUGGCCACCACUCGUUCUGCCAAUGCUGCCACUCGUCCGAUGUUGCUGCUCGUUAAGCUGAAAUGGAACUCUUAAGGAUGACAGGACUGGGAUUGGUACUUUGUCAAAGUUUGGUUGCCAGAUGCAGUCCAAUCUGCCCAAAAUUUUCCGCUUCUUACUACUAAGGCAUGUGUAUUUUUCUUAUUAAGGUUUUUUUUUUUUUUUUUUCUAUCAACAAUCUUGAUUGAUGGCAUGUCUUUUUAGUCGCAAAGUUGCUUAUUUAAAAAAGGAUUAUCUUUAUACAUCAUGAUAUAUGGGUUGACACUUCUUGUUAUCAUUUGGUUAGUAGAAAGUAUUUUGGAGAGUUGUUGAAGAACUCUUGUGGUUUAUCGGUGGUUCAACAAAUGCCAGGGUAAUAACAACUUUGAACAUUUUGAGCCAUAUGCUUCAUCUUGAAGCUGAGUGGAGCUUCUCAGUAUCAGCAGCUUGUUGACAAGCUUCAUUCGUUUGAAUCAAUCUUUUUGUUUUGUUUUGUUUUUUCUUUUUUUCUAUUUUCAUGAAUUUGCUUAUUUGCACAAAAUUUAUGAAGUUGUUUACUUUUUGUGACACUUCUGGUGGAACCAUACUUAUAAUAUGUGGAAAUUUGUGAAUCAAGGAGCUGUGAUAGGUUUACUUGUCAAAGUUGCUUGCAUAUAGUAUCGAAUCACUUCUUUCAACCCUUCCUGAGUGUUGGACUGAGUGUAUGUAUUGCUAGUUUGUAAAAAAGCAUGAUUUACAUUAUAAAAUCAGUCAUGGAUUUUGUUUUUUUGUAAGUAAUGCUUGCGCAAAAUGAGUAUGUUUAGUUAUGUGUAGGUAGAUGAACUUUAAGUAGUGUUACGUUUUGGGGAAUUGGCUCAUUUGGUCUUCAAAACUUAAUUUUAUGUUUUUGAAAAUUGGGUAGUUGUGUACUUAGGUCUGCAAUAGAAGAUGUUGAAGAAUGCUUCAGCAAAGACAAGUACAACAACUGAAGUUCAAACAUAGACAUGGGCUAUCCGAACCUGUUCCUGAGAGUACUUGUCCCCCAGGUUGUCUGAACAUGACAACAGACACCCACUCUUGGGUUGGGGAAAUGUCUGAACAUGAGUAUGGUUGUCUAGACACUUGCUGUUCCAGAGAGUUGCCUGUCUGCUGAGAUGUCCGGACAUGGUUGCAGAUAUGAGCUCUCGGGUUUGAGGGAUUUUCGAACAUCAUCAUCUCAGGAAGUUUUACUGUCCAGACAUGGUUGUGGAUAUGAGCUCUCAAGUUUGAGGGAUGUCCGGACAAGACUGCAGACUUGAACUCUCGAAUUGCCUAAUGUCCCUAGAAUAGAAUAACCACUUAGAUAACGAAAUAGAUUAUAUUUGUCGAGAAGUUCAAGAUCAUAUGGAUACAAUCUGCAUUGUGUAUUUUGAUCGAUUGGAUUGUUUCUUUGUAGAUUCCGAUACAAAGCUUUUUUAGAUGUGUUUCGGGGUAUUCCUUUAUGGUUUUGUCCGGACACCAAGGAGUGAUGUUCAGACAUGGAAGUCGAUCAGGUGAAGAAACCCUAGUCAUGUCCAGACAUCCAACUUACCUGUUCGGACACUGCAGCAUUGAAAACAUUGUUGUCUAUUUAGAGCCUAUUUAUGCUUCAUUCUCAGCAGCUCUUCAGCACGAAUUUUUAGAGACCUACAGAGGGAGUUGAAAGCCUAGUUUCAAGACCUAGUUGUGAUAAUGCACAAGGAUUUUGAGGGUUGUGCCAAGUGUGUCGAAAACUCUUGGACUGGUCUAAAGUUAACUACUCAUUGUUGAUCAAGAAAGGUUUUCCUAAAUAGAUUGUCCAUCCUUUGGCCACACCAAGAAAGAUUUUCCUAAAGUAAACAAGAUCAUUUCUAUUUACAGAAAAUUGAUAUAUAGUUAUUUCUUAUAAUAUUAUGUUGUCCAUGCAUUGAUGUUAUUGUAUAAAGUUCAUAAAGGAUUUCCUAUAAAUUUAAA